Messenger RNA from Sciurus carolinensis (gray squirrel), 2922 nucleotides. It is a transcript of the gene Blk, whose product is annotated as BLK proto-oncogene, Src family tyrosine kinase. NCBI's taxonomy places the organism in Eukaryota, Metazoa, Chordata, Mammalia, Rodentia, Sciuridae. Bases 567 to 2063 code for a protein of 498 amino acids. The transcript has 13 exons. The record is from RefSeq and is a predicted model, not a curated record. Gene Ontology annotation, biological process: cell surface receptor protein tyrosine kinase signaling pathway; cell differentiation; protein phosphorylation. Gene Ontology annotation, cellular component: extrinsic component of cytoplasmic side of plasma membrane. Gene Ontology annotation, molecular function: non-membrane spanning protein tyrosine kinase activity; signaling receptor binding; ATP binding.
CCUUGGCUCCCACAGGUGGCACAAGCAGAGGCCAGGCUUUUUGUCUGUAAGGCAGAACAAAAUGCCUCGUAGAGUUUGCUAGAGAUUCGCUCACCCCGCCAGACUCGGCGAGGAAAACAUCAGCCAUGUUGUUAAACCAAAGCCCCAGGAGAAAACAUCGGGGAGGCAGAGGGGCAUUUUGACCAAGUGGCCCGAGGCUGGGGAAAAUCCAGCGGCUUGCGGACCAUCCUCAGGGGCCGUUGUGGGACAGAGGGGCCACAAGACCCCGUGAGCCCACAGAAGCCUUCGCAGUGCCCGGCUGCAGGGUUGAGGGCUGCAGACUCAGGGCUCCUGUUGAGCUGGCUCUGGGAGGGCAGCUGGUGCAGACUGGGGUGCAGAUGCUCUGCCUGCUGCCGGCAGGAAGCCACGAGCUACACACACUGCCUGAGAUGAGGGGACUCCACCUGAGGUUGGGCUUCUCCUUCCCAAUUACAUGGAGGGCUGCUGGUCACCGCCAGAAAGUGGCUCCACUGUGAGGGCACUGGAUUCCGAAGAGCUCUGGCGAGAAGCCACGGGAGCCAGCAAGGAUGGGUCUGCUCAGCAGCAAGAGGCAGGUCACUGAGAAGGGCAAGGGCUGGAGCCCCAUGAAGAUCGGCACCCAGAGCAAAGACCCCCCGCCACUGCCACCCCUGGUGGUCUUUAAUCAUCUCACCUCUCCACCCGAGGAGCACCCAGACCACGAGGAGCAUUUUGUGGUGGCCCUGUAUGACUAUGCUGCUGUGAAUGACCGGGACUUGCAGAUGCUGAAGGGGGAGAAGCUGCAGGUCUUGAAGGAAACUGGAGACUGGUGGUUGGCCAGGUCGCUCGUCACAGGGAGAGAAGGCUACGUGCCCAGCAACUUUGUGGCCCCAGUAGAGACCCUGGAAGUGGAAAAGUGGUUCUUCAGGUCGAUCAGCCGGAAGGAGGCUGAGCGGCAGCUGCUGGCUCCAGUGAACAAGGCGGGCGCCUUCCUCAUCAGAGAGAGCGAGACCAACAAAGGCGCCUUCUCCCUGUCUGUGAAGGACGUCACCACCCAGGGGGAGAUGGUCAAGCACUAUAAGAUCCGCUCUCUGGAUGAAGGGGGCUACUACAUCUCCCCCCGGAUCGCCUUCCCCUCCCUCCAGGCCCUGGUGCAGCACUAUUCCAAGAAAGGCGAUGGUCUAUGCCAGAGGCUGACGCUGCCCUGUGUGAGCCUGGCGUCGCAGAACCCCUGGGUCCAGGAUGAGUGGGAGAUCCCCCGGCAGUCCCUCAAGCUGGUCCGGAAGCUCGGGGCCGGGCAGUUUGGUGAAGUCUGGAUGGGCUAUUACAAAAACAAUGUGAAGGUGGCCAUCAAGACCUUGAAGGAGGGAACCAUGUCUCCAGAAGCCUUCCUGGGCGAGGCCAACCUGAUGAAAACCCUGCAGCAUGAGAGGCUGGUCCGUCUUUAUGCUGUGGUCACCGAGGAGCCCAUCUUCAUUGUCACCGAGUACAUGGCCAGAGGAUGCCUGCUGGACUUCUUGAAGUCGGAUGAAGGCAGCAGGUUGUCCCUCCCACGACUGAUUGACAUGUCGGCCCAGAUUGCCGAGGGAAUGGCGUACAUCGAGCGCAUGAACUCCAUCCACCGAGACCUGAGGGCGGCCAACAUCCUGGUGUCUGAGACCUUGUGCUGCAAAAUUGCAGACUUUGGCUUGGCCCGGAUCGUUGACAGCGAAUACAUGGCCCAAGAGGGGGCCAAGUUCCCCAUCAAGUGGACGGCCCCGGAAGCCAUCCACUUUGGGGUGUUCACUAUCAAAGCGGAUGUGUGGUCAUUCGGAGUCCUCCUGAUGGAAAUUGUCACUUACGGGCGUGUGCCGUACCCAGGCAUGAGCAAUCCCGAGGUCAUCCGCAACCUGGAGCGGGGCUACCGCAUGCCGAGACCGGACACGUGCCCGCCCGAGCUGUACCGUGGGGUCAUCACGCAGUGCUGGCGGAACCGGCCUGAGGAGCGGCCCACCUUCGAGUUCCUGCAGUCGGUGCUCGAGGACUUCUACACCGCCACCGAGGGCCAGUAUGAGCUGCAGCCCUAGCCACUGCUGGCUCCAGGGACUCCCUGCCUUGGCCUCAUACCAAGGAUGCCCAAGCCUGGGACCAAGGUCGAACUUAACACAUUCACUUCCAGCUCUCCGUCCAGUCAGACAGGCUGCUAAGGCAGGGAGGAGUGCAUGCCGUUCCUCAGGUGGGAAGCCAGGAGGUAGAGUGGCUUGGUAGGUGGGACUCUGGAGCUGGAACCAAAUAGAAGCCUACUUUUCACUAGCUAUGUGCCCUUGAACAAAUUACCUAUCCUCUCUGUGCAAUCCAUUCCUUGUUUGUAAAAUGGGAAUAGACCGUUUGUGUUUGUCAGCCAGUCCAGGAAAGAGUUCAGAGUGCCCAACAGGCCAUUAGGUGAUUGUCAUCGCCUAGGGCUUCAGUGCUGCCGACCAUAACCUGAGGCCGGCCCCAGCAAGCUCUGAGGGCGGGGCCUCGGCGGGAGCCGCUCCCGAUCGGCUCCUCCCAGACGUCUGCCUUAGGCUGCGCACUGCGCUGGGGACUUUUCCGUAAUAAAGCCACGAGCGUCUGACGUGUUCCGUGUCAUUGCUGGCCACACGCCUGGAUAUUGCACGCAGGUUGUGCACACGCGAGCUGAUGAGGGAACCAUAGGCGACGCGGACCCAGCUGUCCCUGCCCCUCGAGGCCGGCAGGGGGCGCCCUCACCCCACAAAUCGUGGGCCUCUGGGCCUGUGUCCUGGAGUCCUGGGAACCAGGGUUUGGGGUCCUGCGAGAGACCCGCUCCUCGGCUCCGGUGGCGGCACAAGGGCUGUGACUUGGAUGGUACACCAAGGCCCGUGGGGGCUCCCCUCGGUCACGGGGCUCCCCACUGUCCUGCUUUUGUUUUGUUUAUAAUAGCCU